ACCACGGUCACACUCAACUUUAUUUAUCUUGCGAUCGGAAACCAACUGUUUCAUUGCAAUCCCCAAGAAGCCGGCUGCCUUCAUAAGAAUUGGACAGUACUUCCCCAUGAUCUGGCAGGAUGGCCUACGAGAAGCGCCUGCGAUCGCAGAACCUCGUGCAUCUGCUGCAGAACCGCGAAUCCGGAUACACCAACGUGGGCAGACAGCUGGGCAGGAUGCCGCUGUUGGCCUACGAGCGGCCCUUCUACAAGUGCAUCACGCCCUGCCUGACUAUUGACUCGAUUACGAUUCCGCCGGUCUAUCUGCGCAAGUUUACGCCCGAUGGCAGCAAACUUCUGGCCUUCUCCCAGGAUCAGCGCAGCCUGAUCAUCUACAGCUACAGGGGACUUAGUUGCGCCGCGGUGGGUGAACUAAUACGCCAGGCGGACGUGGGCAGUGGGGAGUGCUUUAGUAGCCAGGACAGCAUCCUCAAGAGCACGAUCUUUGAGCGCCUUUUUGCCACCAAGGAGGCACUGAGUCUCUGCCAGGGCGACUAUGGCCUGUACUAUCUGCACCGGGAGUUCAGUGUGUUCCUAGAGGAGGGUCGAUAUGUCCUGCUGGCGGCCAUGACUGUUCUGCGCGGCGCUCUGCCGGUCGAUGACUACGUCCGGUACCCGGAUCUGUUCGACAAACUGGACGCCUUCUCGUAUGUGUUCUUUUUAGUGGACUUGGAGCUAGGCUUAGUCACAGAUAGACUAAUUCUGCCAAACGACUCCAUCGUCAUUGCCCACAAUCACGGCAUAUCCGUGUUUGGGUCCACAGUAACGAUUAUGUCCCGGCUGCACCAGUGCGUCUACGUUUACUGGGUGAACGACGGUAAGUUCCACGAGCAGGAGACGAUUGGUCCCCGGCCGCGGGACUUUAUCGAGAAGGCAACCACAAAUUUUGACAGCCUAGACGCCACCACAGUUUUGCCCAUAACACACAUUAAACAGCGCGUCCUCAGCUUCCUGUACCGCCAAAUUGAUGCUGAUAGUGCCGACACCACGGAAAAACUUAAGGAGUUUUACAAAAACUUUGAGUUUAUAGAACACAUGAUCAUGGAGAGAAUGCAACUGGUGAACAAGGAACUUAUACUUUUGCGCUAUGAAGAGCGGCCCAAAGAUACCGACACCAUGCCCAUGCCUCCAUCACCCCGCCGCUUGUAUGUAUUCUAUACUAUAACUGGCGAGGAAGUGAUUGGCGUGUAUCCGGAUUAUUCCAUCGACCUGCUGCAGAUCAUAUUGCAGUUCUAUGACCAAAUGAGCAAUGUGCGAUCCCUGCAAACCGGAGAUGCGCCCUCGUUGCCACUGCAUUUCUUUCUAAAGCAAAACUUUGUGGAUGCCAAUGAAUCGGUGCCCUUCGUUCGACAUGCGGCCUUGCGCUUUAACCCCAGCGUACCAGUCAGCUCCCAGAGCCUCUCGCCGUCGCCCUAUCUAAGGUUCAACGAAUUCAGUUACGACGAUCGGUACGUGUCGCCUCUGGAGCGACCCAAUCCUUGCUGCGCCGAGCCCAUUGUAUUUCGUGACCGUUCCACGCAGUCGAUUAAGUUCAGACUGCACGCCACAGCCCGUCGGCAGAUUAGCCCUCUAGCACCUCGGGAACUGUGCGCCUUUAUUUGGCAUCCCUUUGAGCCACUGGUGCUCAGUAUCCAAAAAUGCAUGAACAGCUACGCCUACCACGUGCACUUGUACAACCACAGCACGGUUGUGGAGCAAUCGAGUGCCUAACAUACACUGUAUAUUUUUGUAUAAUAAGUGUAUAAAAUAUCUUCAGUUGAAAUGGUAGGAGAACAGAUAUUUUUAUUAUUUUACUAAAGAGUGUAAAGCAGUAUAAA
Drosophila yakuba is the source of this 1855-nucleotide messenger RNA. RefSeq names its product DET1 homolog (gene abo). The record is from RefSeq and is a predicted model, not a curated record. Lineage: Eukaryota; Metazoa; Arthropoda; Insecta; Diptera; Drosophilidae. The coding region runs from base 120 to 1748 and encodes 542 amino acids. Gene Ontology annotation, molecular function: ubiquitin protein ligase binding; ubiquitin-like ligase-substrate adaptor activity. Gene Ontology annotation, biological process: positive regulation of proteasomal ubiquitin-dependent protein catabolic process; protein ubiquitination. The transcript is spliced from 3 exons. Gene Ontology annotation, cellular component: nucleus; cullin-RING ubiquitin ligase complex.